This is a messenger RNA of Acytostelium subglobosum LB1, 1437 nucleotides long. RefSeq lists its product as hypothetical. Lineage: Eukaryota; Evosea; Eumycetozoa; Acytosteliales; Acytosteliaceae. The transcript is spliced from 6 exons. Gene Ontology annotation, biological process: protein deubiquitination. The record is from RefSeq and is a predicted model, not a curated record. The coding region runs from base 1 to 1437 and encodes 478 amino acids. Gene Ontology annotation, molecular function: cysteine-type endopeptidase activity; cysteine-type deubiquitinase activity. Gene Ontology annotation, cellular component: cytosol; nucleus.
AUGGGACUUGGAUCAUCAAAGUUCGAGAAAGACCUUCUCAAUACUAAUAUAUCAGAGGAUGAACGAUUCUAUGGAUUAGAGAAUUUUGGCAAUACAUGCUAUUGCAACUCAGUAUUACAGGCAUUGUACUUUUGUAUACCAUUCCGUAAUUCUAUACUACAAUAUUACACAAAGAACAACUUACAUAUUGCAGCCAAUCGAAGGAAUAUGGAGGACAGUCUCCUCCUGACCCUGGUCGACCUCUUUGUCAACAUCACCUCACAGAAGAAACGAACAGGUGUCGUGCCUCCCAAGAGGUUUGUCGACCGUCUUCGCUAUGAGAAUGAGAUGUUCAGAGGACACAUGCAUCAAGACGCUCAUGAGUUCUUGAAUGUAUUGCUCAACUCUGUUGCAGAGUCAUUACAGAAACAUACCAAGCAGCAACAACAACAACAGCAGCGACUGAUGCAGCAGACACCAAUGAUGACACAGAGCUUGAACAGCUCGGGCACAUACAGCCAGAGCCUGCAGAGUUCUGGUCGCAGCAGUUUGAACAACAGCAACAACAGUGUAAAUAUAUACAAUAACAACCAUGGCAGCAGCAAUAGCAUCAGCAAGCUAUCGACCACCUCUUCAUCAGUCUCGACGGCCAACCAACACCAAAGGACCGACAGCUCGACCAGCGAGACGGCCAGCGUCACCACAUCAAUCCCCAAGACAACAAGCGAUACACCAGACAAAGAUAUUAAAACGUUCAUACAUGACAUCUUUGAAGGCACAUUGACCAAUGAGACAAAGUGUCUGACAUGCGAGUCUGUUACAAACAAGGACGAGUCAUUCUUGGAUCUUAGCAUCGAUAUUGAUCAGAACACAUCAAUCACGAGUUGUCUGUCCAACUUUAGCUCCGUGGAGAUAUUGUCCAAGAAUGACAAGUUCUUCUGUGACAAGUGCAUCUCGUUGCAGGAGGCGCAGAAGCGAAUGAAGAUCAAGAAGCUGCCCAACACGCUCAUCAUCCAUCUCAAGCGAUUCAAGUUCAUCGAGAAGAUACAACAGUACAAGAAGCUGAACUAUCGAGUCGUCUUCCCAUUCGAGAUAAUCAUUCAGAAUACUACUGGUGAUAUAGAGGAGCCAGACAAGAAGUACAACUUGUUUGCCGUUGUCAUACACGCUGGCAAUGGACCCAAUCAUGGACACUACACUUGCAUGGUCAAAAGCAAUGAUCAUUGGAUUGGAUUCGAUGAUGACAACAUGGGAAUCGUCAAUGAAUCAGACAUAUUCGAUAUAUUUGGAUCGUCAACAGAGUAUUAUGGAGGCAAUGAAUGUGGCUACCUGUUGUUCUAUCAAUCAGCAUCCACUAGCACAGUGACACAGUUCAAGCCUCCACCACCUCAGUCCUCAUCAUAUAUUCCAUCUACAUCGACCUUUACCAGUUACCUCUAUGGUGGAAAUAAUAACUGA